Messenger RNA from Uranotaenia lowii, 498 nucleotides. RefSeq lists its product as uncharacterized. Lineage: Eukaryota; Metazoa; Arthropoda; Insecta; Diptera; Culicidae. The transcript is spliced from 3 exons. The coding region runs from base 48 to 452 and encodes 134 amino acids. The record is from RefSeq and is a predicted model, not a curated record.
UAAGUGCCUGGCGGAAGAAAAAUCGGAAACAGAAAAGAUAAAGAAAAAUGAUCCGGAUCCAACAGUGCGAGGGAACCAGCAUAGAGGCGCAGCUCCGUCGAGAUCCGGGGAAUAGGCGGUGGCAAGUAAACCGGAUCGAAAUCAACGACCCCAUUGGGGUCGUUUUUUGGGGCCCAACCGUUGUUGAUGAGCGAAAUUCCCGCCUUGAGCCAAGCAGCCAGCAUUUGGCCAACAGACCCAGCUGCAGGCAGUCGGAGGUGCUCCGGGCAGUUGAGGUGCGCCCGUGGAGCAGUGUUGCCAGUUCCUGUGAUAGUCGUCCCGACGCAAAAGCUGUGAUAUUCCUGUGCCGAACCAACUGUGAUAAGGAUGUUGUUCGUCUUGUUUGUCAGUCUGUACACUUAAGUAGGAAAUACGGGCCCGUAAGUAGGAUAAAUUAUGUUAAGCUAGCCUAGGUUUUUAAUGUGUCGUAAUAGUAAAAAUGUAAAAAUCGCUACAAGA